AUGGAAUUAAUAGUUUUGCUUUAUUUGUUUUUCACAGUUUCUGUAGAUUGUUCUUGGUCAGCAAAACUAUUAACAUCACCAAUUACUAUAGUUAACUGUCCUAAGGGAUGCCAAAAAGCAAAAGGAGAAGUAUAUGGAUUUUCUCCCUAUCAAGGAGAUUCGGCCAUUUGUCGAGCUGGUAUUCAUGCUGGAAUAACCAACGAUGAAGAAGGAGGACCAUUAGUUGUAAUAAAGAAGCCGGGAGAGAAUAGCUACCAGGAAUCCACAAGAAAUGGAGUUGAAUCAAAGAGCUUCGGAGCCUGGUCUGAAUCAUACAUCGUGAGCUCACUGGAUGAUUUCCAACGUAACAGACACAUGUACACAGGCUACAAUGUCAACGUCCAAGGAGCAGAGGCAGCUAACGACAAUAAUGAAAUUCCAUCUUCAACUAUUACCCAGUGUUUUUGGUCAGCAAAACUCAUAACAUCACCAAUUGCUAUAGUUAAUUGUCCCAAAGAAUGUCAAAAUGCAGAAGGAGACGUAUAUGGAACUGAUAUAUUCCAGGAGGAUUCAGCCAUUUGCCGAGCUGGUAUUCAUGCUGGAGUAGCCAACAAUGAAGAAGGAGGACAAUUUGUUGUGGUGAAGAAGCCCGGAGAGAAUAGCUAUCAGGAAUCCACAAGAAAUGGAGUUGUAUCAAAGAGUCAUGGAGCCUCGUCUGGGUCAUACAUUGUGAGGACACUUGAUGAUUUCAAGCGUAACAAACACUUGUACACAGGCUACAAUGUCAACUUCCCAGGAACAGAGAUGACAGUGGAGUACAACCAACCCAGGGUUAUUACAGAAACAACGUCUGAACUUCCAAAAGUUUCUGCAAAUUGUUUGAUGAAAGCUAAGGAUAUACCUGUUCCAGUUGCAAUAAUUGAAUGUCCUGAAGGCUGUCUAAAACAGAACGGAGAGGUUUGGGGAUCAGACAUCUAUACAGAUGAAUCUGCAGUUUGUCGAGCUGCAAUCCAUUCAGACUUCAUGGGAGAUCAAGGUGGGAGUGUAAUUCUUCAAAAGAUACAAGGACAGGAUAGCUACAAGGAGUCCACCAGAAAUGGAGUGACCACGAAAGCACAGGGCAAAUGGUCUGGAUCAUUUAUACUGAGUUUGUCAUAUGAAUCUCAAAGCACAACAUACACAGAGUACUCUUAUACAUUCCCACAAACAGGAAUGGCCGGGCAGUCAAAACCAGAAACAGUUUCAGCAGAAUGUUGGUGGACAGGGGCACAAUUACCUGGACCUUAUACAAUAAUUAUUUGUCCGGAUGGAUGUCUGACUCAGAAAUGGGAAGUAUGGGGAUCGAAAGUUUAUACUAAUAUGUCUUCUUUGUGCCGAGCUGCCAUUCAUGAUGGUGUAAUAUCCAGUAUAGGAGGCAGUGCUCUCGUACAUAAGAUGCCAGGACAUAAUAGCUAUGACGGAGCUUCAAGGAACGGUGUAACAUCAAAACCUCAGGGUCAAUGGACUGGGUCAUUUGAAUUCAGUAAAGUAUUUGAUUUUCAAAGUACGACAUCCACAGAAAUAUCUUACAAACCCCCUGAAUUAGCAAACCAAAUUGUAUUGGAGGCUCAGCCAGAAACAGUCGUAGCAACUUGUUCAUUAACCGGAAAGAAACUAACAGCACCAAUCACAAUAGUUGACUGUGCUAAUGGAUGUGUGGGUCCAAAAGUAAAUGUUUGGGGAGUAGAUAUGUACACUGAGGAUUCUGUUGCUUGUGCGGCUGCCACACAUGCAGGAGUCAUACCCAGUACUGGGGGUAAAUUUGUUCUCCUAAAGAAACCAGGACAACAGAGCUAUGAAGGGUCCACGAAAAAUGGAAUCACAAGUAGACGCUACGGGAAGUCAUCUGGGUCUUACGUGUUGAGCAAGUCAUAUGACUUUAAAACCAACAUAUUUACAGAUUCCUCGCCCAAUAUAGAAGGUCAAGGGAUAAAAUGGGAGUCCAAGCAGGCAACAGUUCAAGCGUCUUGCUCUAUGACUGGAAAUGAAAUAACUACAUCAAUCACAAUAGUUCAUUGCCCCAGUGGGUGCAUGAAGCAAAAUGCAAAUGUUUGGGGAAUUGACAUCUACACGAGAGAUUCUGCUAUUUGCCAAGCUGCUAUUCAUGCCGGAAAAAUUGAUAAUGGUGGAGGAUCUGUGAUCAUGAAGAAGACAACAGGAUCUGACAGUUACAGUGGAUCUUCAAGGAAUGGCGUAACGUCCAAACAGAUGGGCAGCUGGCAGGAGUCAUUUGAAUUCAUCUCAUCAUUGGAUAUUCAAAGCACCACAUACACAGAAACAUCUUACAAUCUUCCUCCAACAGAAACUAAAUGGGAAUUUAACAUGCCAGCAGAAACUAAAUGGGAAUAUAAUAUGCCAUCAGGGCAGCCAUCAGAAUCCAAAUCACCAACCGAAACUAAAUGGGGAUUUAAUAUGCCAUCAGAAACUAAAUGGGAAUAUAAUAUGCCAUCAGGGCAGGCAUCAGAAUCCAAAUCACCAACAGAAACUAAAUGGGGAUUCAAUAUGCCAUCAGAAACUAAAUGGGAAUAUAAUAUGCCAAAAGGGCAGGUGUCAGAAUCCAAAUCACCAACAGAAACUAAUUGGGGAUUCAAUAUGCCAUCAGAAAAUAAAUGGGAAUAUAAUAUGCCAUCAGGGCAGGCAUCAGAAUCCAAAUCCCCAACCGAAAAUGAACCAGAAGAAAAUUCACAAAAAGGCUUUUUCAGCUGGUGGGGGUGAUCUAACACGCUCGGGAAUAUAAAAGAAUAGCCUUUCCAGCAAUAAUAUAAUACUCUAAAUAAUAAAUGUGUUAGUUCUGCAGCAAGCAUUUAAAUUGUGUUUAGAAAAAA
Molecule: messenger RNA, 2843 nt
Organism: Pelobates fuscus (common spadefoot toad)
Lineage: Eukaryota; Metazoa; Chordata; Amphibia; Anura; Pelobatidae
Exons: 38
Coding region: 1-2733 (910 amino acids)
Source: RefSeq, a predicted model, not a curated record